CAAUUUUGCCUUUCCCUCAAACCCCAAUUCCUCUUCUCUAAUCUGAUACCAUGAUUUGAUAUCAAAAUAUGUCAUAAACCUAGCGUAGCGGGCUGCAUUAUACUAAUAAAACUAAUUUAUAUCUGAUCUCGAGCGGGUUUCGUUUCACGUGAGCGCAUAUUCUUGAUUUCCUUCCACAUUCACAUCUGGACUGAUGUUGCAAGGAGGCGUUGACAGUUAACAUCGUUUUUGUGAGAAUUCAGGCGUUGAAAGUCGGGAUAUUCUUUUCCAUGUUUAGGAACCGUAUCGGAUUAGCUUGAUCGAGUAGGCCGAACAAAAGAUCUCACAAUAUAAGCUCCGAUCGUGUAGGGUACUCUAAAAGGAAACAGUCAUGCAGAAGUAUCAGGAAUACAAGAUUGUACCCGACAUCAUUGACUCCCCGCCUGGGGAGGAGCUGUCUGUAGAAUGGAAAAGAAGUAAGGUGAAGUGUUACCCUGGUGAUAAGCUUACUCCAACUCAGGUGCAUACACCGCCCGUUCUUGACUGGCGUGCCCGCCAGGACAACCUCUACACUGUCCUCUUCGUCCAUCUUAGACCCGUGGGCGAGCCGGUCGAUGAGGAGCUUCAUUGGUUGGUCUUUAACAUACCCCAGGAGAACAUGAUGAGGGGCCAGGUCCAUGCCGAGUACCUCGAGUCAGGACCAACGGAAGGCACAGGAGUUCAUCGUUACGUCUACCUGGUCUACCGUCAACCCUCGACCACUCGUAUCACCCCCAAGUUCCCCUACCAACCCCGUCAUCUCGAUGGACGCAGGCCAUGGAACACUCGCAACUUCGCCAAGGAGUACGAUCUGGGCAAACCCGUGGCCGGCAACUUCUACAUGGCCGAGUUCGAUGAAUCCGUUCCCCCGUUCGUUCACGAGGUCACAAGCAACACAGGCCACUUCUUGGACUCGUAGAGUGAUGUCGGCAAUUAGAUCACGGUGGCGACCACGGCACCAGGGAUGACGUGACCAAGUACAAUGAUGUCGACCCUGAUUGCUUCGCACUUGCGAGCGCGAUAGGGAAGUUAUGCUAGCUUUAAAGAAUUUAGUCGCUUAGAAUAACCUUUAAAAAUAGUAGUUGAUCGUUUUAUAAAAUGUUAAAAGAAUAUACUCGAAGGGCGAGACAAUAAUUUUGUAUUGAUAUCCAAGAUUUUUGGUUUGUUCGGUGCGAUGUAUUCUAAGCUUUUGUAAGGAUUUUGAUAUAUAACAGAACCUUUAUGAUCCUUUAUCUUGUAGUAAGGUAUUCAAAUAAGGCCUAUGAAAGUAACCAAGGCUUAAUAUCCAUAAUCAUAAAUAGUUCAAUGUGCCCUUCAACCGUUUGGUUGCUACCUUUUCGAACGUUCUCUCUCUCUCUUUCUCUCUCUCU
Molecule: messenger RNA, 1388 nt
Organism: Strongylocentrotus purpuratus (purple sea urchin)
Lineage: Eukaryota; Metazoa; Echinodermata; Echinoidea; Camarodonta; Strongylocentrotidae
Product: protein D2
Exons: 4
Coding region: 371-937 (188 amino acids)
Source: RefSeq, a predicted model, not a curated record